AGUCUCAUGAAUGCAUGUUUGUAAAGUACUGUAGUGCUUAAGCUAGUCCAUGAAGUAAUGUGCUUGCAUGAGUGCCUUUGCUUUGCAGUAACAGCUCACGUGUACACCAGUUGUGCAUUUCUGCUUUGUGCGUGCAGAAUAGAACAUCAUUUCCCCAAAUGGAACAUCACUUUCCCCAAAACAGGCUGUGCAAUCAUCCCUGUGACCUGUCUUCAUUUUCCUGUGUUUAGCCAUGUUCUACUAUUAGCUUUUGCAGUGUGGAAACCAUGGCUUCUUUUGCCCAUGACCUUUAUUUUAGCUUGUAGGCAAGAAAAGAUCCUUGCUUAACUCCCCUCAACCUUCUGCUUCAGUGUUGAAAUAUAUUUCACUGAACCAUCUAAUAAAAACUUCUACAGAUUCAGAUGUGUUGAGUUGAAGAGCAAUGACCUGUAUCAGGUUCCUAGAAGCAGUUUUGAUUAGUGCUUUUUUUUUAUUGCUUCCAGCAUCCUUUUGAAGGCUCCUCAUCGGUGUGUUUCUGGCUACACAGAAUCACACCAGUUCUCCAGCAUUAUAGUAACACCUCACAUGUUAAUGCAGCAUUGUGUAUAUGUACAGUAGUGUUUACCACAUGAUCUUAUAAUUUCUCUUUUUCUGACAAGUCUGUGAUUUAGAGCUUGUAAUUCCAAUUAUUCAUUUAUCAAAGCAACAUGUAGGAAAGAUUGGCUUGUCCUAGGAGAUGUCUGUAACAAGUAUCUUGUAGAGACUGUGGAUACCGUGCAGUGAUGUUCUUGGUUAGCAGAGUUACUGCACUUUUUUCCCAUAUGUUUAGUGUGUGCAAGGACUUUUCACUUGGCAGCUCGUGGAUCAUACGUAGCCCUUGAGGCUUAAACAGGGCUUCCUGCAUGCCUUUGCAGGUGGCUGUAAAUAUGAAAAAAAUAGUCAUCUGCCUGAGAUUCAGCAAGUGUAGAGCUGACAGAGGAUAGUGGCCCCUGCUGUCUCUCACAGCUAGUCUUCAUGAACUCUUGCUGUAAUGUGCCAUGUGACUUGGUGACAGGAGAAGAACGCGUGUAUGCCAAUGAAGAUGCCAGACAAGCUCCUCAUAUUGCUUGUACCAUUGAAAUGUGCAGCACUAAUACACCUUAUGAAGUUGCUGUGAUUGAUGAAAUUCAGAUGAUCAGAGAUCCUGCCAGAGGGUGGGCUUGGACAAGAGCCCUUCUAGGGCUCUGUGCAGAAGAAAUCCACGUUUGUGGAGAAGCUGCUGCUAUUGACUUGGUGACAGAGCUCAUGUACACUACAGGGGAGGAAGUUGAAGUGCGAAACUACGAGAGACUCACUCCUCUCACUGUGCUGGAUUAUGCCUUAGAAUCUUUAGAUAACCUCCGCCCUGGAGACUGCAUUGUCUGUUUCAGUAAGAAUGACAUUUAUUCUAUCAGUCGACAGAUUGAAGCCAGAGGAUUAGAAUGUGCUGUCAUAUAUGGCAGUCUACCACCAGGAACAAAACUUGAACAGGCAAAGAAGUUCAACGAUCCUGAUGAUCCAUGCAAAAUUUUAGUUGCUACAGAUGCAAUUGGAAUGGGACUCAAUUUGUGUAUAAGAAGAAUAAUUUUUAACUCCAUAGUAAAGCCAACUAUCAAUGAGAAGGGAGAAAAGGAAAUAGACUCCAUUACAACCUCGCAGGCUCUACAAAUUGCAGGCAGAGCUGGACGUUACGGCUCAUCCUUCAAACAAGGAGAAGUCACUACAAUGCAUCGUGAUGACCUCAUACAGCUGAAGGAAAUUUUGAGUGAGCCUGUGCGCCCUGUGAAGGCAGCUGGCCUACAUCCUACUCCUGAGCAGAUAGAAAUGUUUGCUUAUCAUCUCCCUGAUGCCACUCUAUCCAACCUAAUUGAUAUUUUUGUGAGUCUCUCACAAGUCGAUGGGCUUUACUUCGUCUGCAAUAUUGAUGACUUUAAAUUUCUAGCAGAUAUGAUUCAGCACAUUCCACUAAAUUUGCGAUCACGAUAUGUCUUCUGCACUGCACCCUUGAAUAGGAAAGAGCCUUUUGUGUGUACCACAUUGUUGAAGUUUGCAAGGCAGUUCAGUAGGAAUGAGCCUCUGACAUUUGACUGGCUCUGUCAGCACACCAAAUGGCCAUUAGCUGCUCCGAAGAACAUCAAAGAGCUUGUACACCUUGAGGCUGUUCAUGAUGUUUUUGACCUCUAUCUGUGGUUAAGUUACCGUUUCAUGGAUAUGUUUCCUGAUGCUGUCCUUGUGAGGGAUAUACAGAAAAAACUGGAUGACGUUAUACAAGUUGGUGUCAGCAACAUCACAAAGCUGAUCCGAGCUUCACAAUCUGCAGCUGCUCCUGGCACAGUGGAAGUUGUGUCAGAAGACUUUCCUCUUUCAAGGACAAAGAGGGAUACCAGGGUGGUUUCAGACCGUCAUAGUGCAAGAUCCACAGAGGCACUCUCUAUUGCAGUGGACGUGCCAGGAGAAAGAAGAGCAAAGAACUUGAAAGCCUAUCGGCCUUCAACAAGGCAGGAGGAUCUGAAAAGCUAUGGACGUGGAUCUCUUGCCAACAGAUUGCUGCGUGAAGGACUUCUAACACAAGAAAUGCUCAGACAGCUGGAGAGUGAGUGGCAGGAUCAGCACAGGAAUGGUAGAUAUGGCAUUGGUUCAAAAAGAAAUGAUCAGAAUAGUUCAAAGGAAAUGGAGAAAGAGAAAAAAUAGAACCAUGUCCUAAUUCUGUUUAGGUUUUAUUAAUAAAAUAAACUACUAUUUUAAUAUCUUCUUUGGCAUUUCAUGUUUACACUGCUGCAGCUCCUUUAUGCUUUCAUUUGUCCUGUGACCAGAUAUGUGAAGCAGUCAGAGAAAUGGACUCUUAAAAGCUCAGAGGCCAUACGUUUGCAUUUAGCAGUCAACUGUACACUUUUUCAAUCAUGGAAUUCAGCAAAAGUGUAUGAUCUGCUGCUGUGUGAAAAUUUGAACUUGAUGUCUUCUUGCAAGAUAUCCUCACAUCGUUAAUAAAUGUCACCUAUUUCACUAGUAA
Pezoporus flaviventris is the source of this 3007-nucleotide messenger RNA. It is a transcript of the gene SUPV3L1, whose product is annotated as Suv3 like RNA helicase. Gene Ontology annotation, molecular function: RNA helicase activity; ATP binding; hydrolase activity, acting on acid anhydrides. The transcript is spliced from 11 exons. Gene Ontology annotation, cellular component: mitochondrial degradosome. Gene Ontology annotation, biological process: RNA catabolic process; mitochondrial RNA 3'-end processing. NCBI's taxonomy places the organism in Eukaryota, Metazoa, Chordata, Aves, Psittaciformes, Psittacidae. The coding region runs from base 994 to 2688 and encodes 564 amino acids. The record is from RefSeq and is a predicted model, not a curated record.